AUGGAAGACGAUAGGUGUGUCGGGGGGUGCAACAUGUUCGGAACUAAGGCAGCAGUGCUUCGUGGAGCGAGACUUAUCGGCCGCCGCUCGCUGCACAGGCGUCAGCCGCCCGACGCUCCUGCGGCAGCAGCAGCUGCCUGCGCUGGGCCUGGCGCCCCGCAACGGGAGCGCGGUGCUCACUACAGCAGGAGGGUUGCUCGAUUGUCAACUGCGGCGGGAUUAAAGGUUGCUACGGUGGCACGUCAGGUGCAACACGGGGGGGAGCGGUUCCCGUCGCUACUUAUCACUGCCGACGACAUCACUGCGGAGGGUUCGUUCGCGGAGACCCAGGCGACGUUCAUGACUCCGGACCCGUCCUUGGUGUCUGAGCUGGACCACUUGCUGCCGUCCAAGAACAUGGGGGUGGUGGCUCACUACUACAUGGAUGCCGAGUUGCAGGGCGCGCUGGCGGCCCUGAAGUGGGAGCACGUGUCCGUGGCCGACUCGCUCGCGAUGGGCGACGCGGCGGUGCGGAUGGCUGAAGCGGGUGUCUCGAGCGUGGCGUGUCUGGGGGUCGACUUCAUGGCGGAGAGCGUUCGGGCGACGCUGGACUCGAGGGGGUUUCAGGGGGUGCCGGUGUACCGCCUGUCGGAGUCCGAGAUUGGCUGCAGCCUUGCGGAGGCGGCGGAGCGCAAGGCCUACGAGGCUUGGCUCAGGAAGGCCUCGGCCACCGCGAACUCCAUGCACGUGGUCUACAUCAACACCUCCCUCGUCACCAAGGCCCUGUCGCACUCUCUGGUGCCCACAAUAACGUGCACCUCCUCCAACGUGCUCCACACGGUGCUGCAGGCCUUCGCCCAGGCGAGUCCCUGACCUAACCAUAUGGUACGGUCCGGACACGUAC
Messenger RNA from Ectocarpus sp. CCAP 1310/34, 883 nucleotides. NCBI's taxonomy places the organism in Eukaryota, Phaeophyceae, Ectocarpales, Ectocarpaceae. The record is from the annotation of a GenBank genome assembly.